UCCUCCUUCCCCUCUCCUUCCUAUCUCAAACCAACACGACAAUGUAAUUUAUCCCCAACCGGAAAUUUGACAGUGAAACGGAGCUCUACUAAUAAUUGCACUGGGAAGAGAAAUGUAAGGCGAGAACUACCUGAGCAACCUCAAGCAAUGCUUUACACUCGGCUGCCAAACGGAAAGGACCACUUCCGCCCAGUUCUCCCGCUACGGGGAGCCCAUUGCCACAGAGCCCGGAGCGCCGACGCAGGACCGGAAGUGACGCAGCGAAGUUUCCGGGACUGCUCCGGCUCUCGGAUUCAGACUGGCUUCAGAGUCGGUGCUGUUAAUCACCACAGUAUCCUGCCUCCUGUUGUCGUUGUUGACUGUGGCCAUGUAGCCUCGCAGUUUCCUCAUCUGUUGCAGUAAAUAACUCAAAACCUGAAUGGUGGCCCACUAGGGUUUCACUUUCGAGCUUGCCAGAUGUAGAAGAUGCUGGAGAACGGAGUACUAUGAGGACCAUUAGAAGAUCUUCCAAGGCCGGACGCGGUGGCUCACCCCUGUAAUCCCAGCACUCUUGGAGGCCGAGAAACUUGAACUUUACCUGAUUUCUGUAUGUUGUCAUCUUGUGUACGCCCGGUCCCCACGACAGUCCGGUUUGUAGAUUCCCUGAUCUGCAGUUCUUCCCGUUCCUUCAUGGAUUUGAAGGCUCUCCUUUCUUCCUUGAAUGACUUUGCAUCCCUCUCCUUUGCUGAGAGUUGGGACAAUGUUGGAUUACUGGUGGAACCAAGCCCACCACAUACUGUAAAUACACUCUUCCUGACCAAUGACCUGACUGAGGAAGUGAUGGAGGAGGUGCUGCAAAAGAAGGCAGACCUCAUUCUCUCCUACCAUCCGCCUAUCUUCCGACCCAUGAAGCGCAUAACCUGGAACACCUGGAAGGAGCGCCUGGUGAUCCAGGCUCUGGAGAACAGAGUCGGUAUCUACUCUCCUCACACAGCCUAUGAUGCUGCACCCCAGGGCGUCAACAACUGGUUGGCUAAAGGGCUUGGAGCUUGUACCUCCAGGCCCAUACAUCCUUCCAAAGCUCCCAACUACCCUACAGAGGGAAACCACCGAGUAGAAUUCAACGUUAACCACACCCAAGCCCUGGACAAAGUCAUGUCUGCAAUGAAAGGAAUUGAUGAUGUUUCUGUCACUUCUUUUUCUGCUAGGAUUGAUAAUGAGGAACAAACACGGAUUAGUCUGAAUUGUACUCAGAAGGCUUUGAUGCAGGUGGUAGAUUUUCUUUCUCAGAACAAACAACUUUAUCAGAAGACGGAAAUUCUGUCGCUGGAGAAGCCUUUGCUUCUACAUACUGGAAUGGGACGGUUAUGCACACUGGAUGAAUCUGUCUCCCUGGCAACCAUGAUUGAUCGAAUCAAAAGACACCUAAAACUGUCUCAUAUUCGCUUAGCCCUUGGGGUAGGGAGAACCUUAGAGUCUCAAGUCAAAGUUGUGGCCCUGUGUGCUGGUUCUGGGAGCAGCGUUCUGCAGGGUGUCAAGGCGGACCUUUACCUCACAGGUGAGAUGUCCCAUCAUGAUAUUUUGGAUGCUGCUUCCCAAGGAAUAAAUGUCAUCCUCUGUGAACAUAGCAACACUGAACGAGGCUUUCUUUCUGACCUUCGAGAUAUGCUGGGUUCUCACUUGGAGAAUAAGAUAAAUAUUAUCCUAUCAGAGACUGACAGGGACCCUCUUCAGGUGGUAUAAUUGCAGAAACAUCAGGAUAACACAUUCUACAAAUCAGUUGGAUGCCAACUUGAAUUUGUAACAUGAGUCAGUGGGACUAGUGUGCUUCUAGAAGAGUGUCUUAGAGGGUAUGAUCAUUUCCAGUUUGUUAAUCUGAUUCACCAAAUGUUCUUUUUUUUUCUUUUUUUUUUUUUUUUUUUUUUUUUUGAGAUGGAGUCUCGCUC
Molecule: messenger RNA, 1925 nt
Organism: Piliocolobus tephrosceles (Ugandan red Colobus)
Lineage: Eukaryota; Metazoa; Chordata; Mammalia; Primates; Cercopithecidae
Gene: NIF3L1
Product: NGG1 interacting factor 3 like 1
Exons: 8
Coding region: 589-1722 (377 amino acids)
Cellular component (GO): cytoplasm; mitochondrion
Source: RefSeq, a predicted model, not a curated record